CCUGGCCUUCCGUUAUUGAGGAUAAUCACCUUCACCUCUUACCUACUCUUCGGAGUCCAAAAUUGAUUCCGACAGCAAACCUAUGCCAUCUUCAACUUCAAAUUCGAUCUUGACCUUGGGCCUCCCAGUCGUCUAUGCUUUCUCCGUCUAUCCCCCAAACUUGAAUACUUCUUUGUACGUUUCAGCUUCAACUUGUUCCAGCUUCUCCUAACCCGAUCUCCACAGUCCUCCUACCAACAUAAGCUCAGGAUGAUAACACCGAUAUCUAAGAAUAUAGACCAAUCAGACCAAGCUAAAGCGACAAUCUUCAGGUGUCUAUCAGCAUCAACAUUAUAAUGCUCUCCAAGACUCCCUCCCACACCAACCAACAAGACACCACCGCAUCCUCACCAAGCACAAUCGUCAUUGGCGACCACACCUGCAUCAACGUCCCCAUGCUCAGCGUUGCAUACAUGAACGCCCAAACCGGCGCAUGGGAACGCUACCAAUGCAACAACGGAAGCAAAAAAGCGCUCAAAGACACCGGUAGCGUCACUUCCGUAAAGGACAGACAGCUCGCAACUCGGGGCUUGGUCUCUUGUAUGGACAUCAACCUCAUUUCUUCUACCGGCGUCAUAAAAACACACAUUCCUCCUUAUAUGUGCCCAACGCUACCAGGAUACGUCGGGAACGCUCCGUUGCCAGGGCGGAAAGAUAGGAUCAACAUUGCUGCGUUCAAGAUAGCGCUUAAAACAUUGUUGAGUGAGCAUAGAGAGGAGCUUGGGAGAUUCACGGUCGAGGUGGUGGUUGGGUAUUGGGCUAGUCCGGCGAAUGUGGUGUCGGUGUUGGAUCAGUUGUUUGAUGUUGAUUCGUGCAAGGGGACGACGUUAUCGACUGUGAAUGGAGGGACGGCUGUUUCGGGGACCACGAGAGUUGAUUUGAGUGAGGGCAAGCCGAGGUUCUUUUGCGAGGAGGUGGAGAGGGUUAUUGACGUCCCAAGACGCGAGGAGAGAGGUUCCAGCGAUGUAUGUGGGUUGUGGGGCUGUUGAAGAAGCGGUUGGCGGUGUCUGAAGUACGUAGGUACUUGCUGACCUUCAAAGGUACAUCUCCUUGGAUGGCUAAUGGAUGCUCAACCAGGUCAUCACGUCUCCUUUUCGCUCUUCUCUAGUGACCACAAAGUGCAAUGCACUAAGCUUCAGCUUCGCUCGUUUCUCAAUCCGUUCAAAAUCUCUUUUUUCCCACCCCAAUUC
Messenger RNA from Mollisia scopiformis, 1229 nucleotides. RefSeq lists its product as uncharacterized. The transcript has a single exon. Bases 336 to 1028 code for a protein of 230 amino acids. NCBI's taxonomy places the organism in Eukaryota, Fungi, Ascomycota, Leotiomycetes, Helotiales, Mollisiaceae. The record is from RefSeq and is a predicted model, not a curated record.